Musca domestica (house fly) is the source of this 4920-nucleotide messenger RNA. Its product is annotated as tyrosine-protein phosphatase non-receptor type 4. Gene Ontology annotation, molecular function: cytoskeletal protein binding; protein tyrosine phosphatase activity. Gene Ontology annotation, cellular component: cytoskeleton. The coding region runs from base 1532 to 4474 and encodes 980 amino acids. NCBI's taxonomy places the organism in Eukaryota, Metazoa, Arthropoda, Insecta, Diptera, Muscidae. Gene Ontology annotation, biological process: protein dephosphorylation. The record is from RefSeq and is a predicted model, not a curated record. The transcript has 12 exons.
UCUGUUCUUUAACGUAUAACAACUAUCGCUUGACUACGAACAAAUUUACAAUUUUUUCCGACUUUAUGAAUUCUGUUUUUAUUUUCUCUUACCCGAAUAUUUCUGUUGAACGCUGGUAUUUAUUACUACUUGUGUUUCUAAUUAGUUUAACUAAUCGAUUUACGUAACAGAAACGUGAAUGAAACGAAAUUCGUCGGUCUUUUUUAGAAUUGAUUGAUUUUUAUACUUCAUGCAUGAAUCGUGUGUAUGGAGUGUGUGGUGCAGUGUUUUUUUUUUUUUUUUCAUUUAGUGAGUAACAAAUAAUGUGGGCCCCAGAAAUAUAAUAAACGGGCAAUUGUAAUAUUACAAAACGGAAAGAAAAAAGGCCUUGUUUGGGUUACGUUAAAAUAGGCCUGGCUAUGAUUACUCAUCUUAAUUUUGCAUUCAUUAUCUUGCCUGCCUGCUGCCAACCCGUCCCCUUCGGCUGGAUUUAUUUUUAGUACUCUCCACAGUUCAGUGUAAUUUAUAAAUAAAUAUCCUUGAUACCCUUUGUACGGCGGGGUAAAUACAAAAAGUACCAACAAAACACUCGCCGCGUCAUAGGUAAAUUCUGUGACGAGAGUACCGCGUGUGAAAGUGAAGAUCAUCGUUUAAUGUACAAGUGAAAUAUGUAUGCUUUCUGCUGUCCAAUAAGCGACGGUAGUUGUGGUAAAUGAAUAUUGCUGGCUUGGAAACUGACAGAAUUGUCUUUUUGAGCAAAGCUAUUUGUGUGAGCUAAACCCGCAUCCAAAUCUUCUGGUUGUCAUCUUUUUAUUUUUCUCGUCAUUUGCUCUGCUUGUUGGCCUUUUGCUUUUCAAGUACUCCAUCUUUUUGCCCUCAAGAAAACACUUCAGACUGUGCCACACGUACGACGAAGAAAAAGACGUAGCAGAAGAACCAAUAGCCCGUUUAUUUUUUGUUGACGUCUGUUUUGAAGUUGUAACGAAUGAAUGGAAAACAAAUUAAUGGACAUCAAGAUUAAUUGAAUACAUCGAAUUUGUUGUAGCACUUGCACACACACAUACACUGCCGCCCUGCCCAAAACUAACCCUCCAAGGAAUGGAUAAAAUAAAAUCUUUUUGACAGCAUUCUACAUUGUUUGAGAGAAUAUUUGGAUGCAUUUUUAGGAGUAUAAAAACAAAAGCCGCCUGUUCGCAAACAUAUCAAUAAGAUACCACUGUCAAGACUUUAAACUGCUUCAAAGUUAGCAAUAAGCGAUAUCUACUUAUUUUUAAUAUAUACAUAAAUCUUAAUACAAACGUAAAGAAAAAACAUAAGCAUUAACAUCGUAUUCCAUCCAUUAUCAACGUUAAAUAAAAAUCGAAAAAAAAAACUAGCACACUUUUGUUAAGAACAAAACAGAUGUAGCAAGGAUAUAAGAAAAGAUUUUGAAAUUUUUAAUUUCAUAUUUUGUAACGUACACAAAGAACAAAACCACACAACAUCCAAUCGAAUCAAAAGAGUCGUGGUAUAAGAAAAGAAAUUUGGUAGUUCACCAUGAUGGCUCAUUGCAAUGUUUGAACGUUUUCGCCUUAGUAAUUUAAGUCGCCACUACCAAUUACGAACUACAGAACUGGCUCGAGAUAAGAAACAAAGACAACAAUGUAUUACAGUGCUAUUUCUCGAUGACACCACGCACACCUUUCGGAUAGAGAAACGAGCCAAAGGCGGUGAUUUACUGGAGCAAGUAUAUCAGUUUCUCGAACUAUCCGAAAGGGACUAUUUUGGCCUAUUAUUUCCCUCAAAACCAGGAGAUGUUGUGCGGUGGGUUGAUGCCCAAAAGCCUUUCAAGAAACAAUGCAAUAGUAUUGCUUUGGACAAUGACGCCGUACCACUGCUAGAAUUUAGGGUUAAGUUUUAUGUAAGUGAUCCCAGUCGUUUACAAGAAGAAUUUACACGUUAUCAGUUUUAUUUACAAAUAAAACGUAACAUAUUAUUGGGCAAGUUGCCAUGUUCACUUAAUACACAAUGUCUGUUGGCAAGUUAUACAGUGCAAUCUGAACUGGGCGAUUUCAAUCCCACGGAACAUCAGGCUGGUUACUUGAGUAAUAUGCAAUUAUUAGCUGAUCAAACCCCAGAUGCUGAACGCAAAAUAUCUGAACUACAUAAACUACACCGCGGUCAGUUGCCUGCGGAUGCCGAAUAUAAUUAUUUAGAACAUGCAAAAAGACUUGAUUUAUAUGGAAUUGAUUUACACAAAGCCAUGGAUUCCAAUGGCAAAGAAUUGCAAUUGGGUGUAUCGGCCAUAGGCCUAUUAGUGUUUCAAAACGGUUUGCGGAUAAACACAUUUUCUUGGUCCAAAAUGGUCAAAGUUUCUUUUAAGCGUAAAGAUUUCUUCAUUCAGCUGCGCCGAGAACCGUCCGAAAGCUAUGACACUCUGUUAGGCUUUAGUAUGACGUCACACAAGCAUGCAAAAUCAUUAUGGAAAUCCUGUGUUGAGCAUCAUUCUUUCUUCCGACUGAAACGGCCACAUCGUUUAUCACGAUUUCUUAAUUUAAGCUUGGGAUCAAAAUUCUAUUACUCUGGGCGUACCGAAUUGCAAGCCGUACAGGAAUCAAAACAACGUGUUAAGAUCCACAAGGCCUUUGUACGUUCACCAAGUAAACGGCUUAUUGCUAUUGGACCAGGUGGCACUACAAUGUCCCCCUUAGCAAAUGGAGCCAGCGGCUCUGAUAGUAAUGGCAGUGUUUCUCACAAUGGUAAAGCUCCGUCCGCUAUUGCUGCCACACAUACGUCCAUUUUAACUAUAACAAAAACCAGCCGUCCACAUCAUGACAAUAAAGUUACGUCAAAACAAUUGGAUACAAUGCCUCGUAAAGCUUGGGAACAACAAAGUGAUGAAUAUGACAUCCAACUAGAUACUGGCUAUAUUGAUCAAUGUGGUCGCCGCUUUGAAUCUCCAGUACCCGCAUAUAGUACGGGAUCGCAUAGUCCAAACGGCACUCAAAUAUGUGCAGGCAUGAACCCUUACAUGAAUGGUUGUUCUACAGCCCCAGAAAGUGGUAGCGAUUUAAUAACCAUACGUUUGCUGGCCGAUGAACAUGGUCGUUUUGGAUUCAAUGUCAAGGGGGGCAUUGACUUGGGAUUGCCGGUUCAGGUGUCAAAAGUUGUGCCCCAUACGCCUGCCGAUCGUUGCACGCCAAGGGUUUGUGAAGGCGAUGAAGUUGUCCUCAUUAAUGGCAGAGAAGUUACGGGACUGACACACGAACAAGUUGUCAAUAUGAUAAAAGAUUGCCGCAACACACGUACCGGCGAAUUGCUACUUACAAUGCGUCCUUGCUCAACAGGUCCUGCUCUAACCGAAGAAGAAGAACCUCUAUAUCAAUAUGUACCGGAAACUGACGAGAUAGGCUCACAUUCAAACCUGCUCGAUGGAGAUGCUCUGUUUACACAAAGUUUAUUGUUACUUAGCGAUGGCCUGGCUUCAGGUGCGCUUUUGGCUCAAUACGAAUUGAUGUAUCGUAAAAAUCCCGACCUGGCCAUAACGGAAGCCAGAAAACUUGAAAAUGUUGCUAAAAAUCGUUAUCGUGAUAUAUCACCAUAUGACUGUACGCGUGUAACGUUAGUCAAUUGCUCGAGCGGUGAUUAUAUAAAUGCAAACUAUGUAAAUAUGGAAAUCCCAGGAGGCAUUAAUCGAUAUAUUGCCACCCAAGGUCCUCUAGCCUCCACAACAACGGAUUUCUGGCGUAUGGUGCAACAGGAAAGUAGUCACUUAGUUGUAAUGCUAACGACAGUAAUGGAAGCUGGCAGACAAAAAUGUCACCAAUAUUGGCCAGUAACAGGAGAUGAACUACAGUUGGGCGAGGGUUUGUGUGUGAAAUGUCUUAGUGAGAAACCAGACGAGACAGGAAGUUUUGUUUUUCGGGAGUUUCUGCUAUGUGACAGGCGUACUGGCGAACAACGUCAUAUACAACAUAUGCAAUAUCUUGCCUGGCCCGAUCAUUGUGUGCCCUCAGAUCCAAAUCUUUUCUUGGAAUUUGUUGAACGAGUUCGAAAUGCUCGCAAUCGUACAUUGCUGCAGGAAAUCGAAGAAAGUCUUAAACAAGUUCGGCUUUUAGAUGCUGAUGCUGAUGAAAAUGGUGGUAUUAUGGGCGAACGCAAAUGUGCUGCAAGUAAUGGUGUUACUCCCGAAGAUGAAACACCAGUUUCAACAAGUGUCCAUCAAUGUAUUAGUGCUGCUAAUCCGCCUGUGAUAGUGCAUUGUUCGGCUGGUAUUGGGCGUACGGGUGUUUUGAUACUAAUGGAUACAGCAUUAGCCUUGAUGGAGGCUCGGGAACCAGUCUAUCCGUUGGACAUUGUGCGUACAAUGCGUGAUCAAAGAGCUUGUAUGGUGCAAAAUGUGAGCCAAUAUCGUUUUGUAUGUGAAUGCAUUUGUGCAGCCUAUAUGAAAAUGUCUCGAAAUAGUGCUUUAUUGGCACAAGAGGAUGAGGAUGAAGACGUUGGCGGUGAUGAUUAGACCAACAUUUUUGUGACUUUUGCGGAAAUAUUGCACGUGCCUCUUUAUUCGAAAAACACAAUAAUCUUUAAAAUGAACACUAUAUAUACACACACACGUUAUCGAGAAACGCAAACAAAUAAUAACACACAGAAUCAUUUACCUAGAGACGUGAACAAUUAUAAUUGAUAAUAUACACAUAUAUUUUUAUAUGCAACUUACAAUUACUAAACCCAAUUACAAUACGGAUACAAUUUACAAUUACAUAGAAGAUUACAACAUAUUGUAUACGCAUGUAUAAAAAAGAAAACCUUUACACCCAAAAAUAAUGGCGCAUCCAAAACUAGCAUUACUAUUUGAGUUGAAAUGCAUUAUGUUAAAAAUAUAAUUUCGUUAAAUUUGAAGUUAGAUUGCUUCUACGAUUCGGAAUGCAUUUCAAAUAUAAAUUAACAACAUAAACUUCAAAA